CUGGCGUCACGGCAAAGUCAACGGUGUUGACCGGUCAGAAAACGGAGUGUCCACGCGCUCUCACGCGUGCGUGUGAGUCCCAGCAGCAGCGAACUUCCGGCGGCGCGUGUGGGCGCGUGCAGCGGCGAUCUCAACGGCGAUCUCUCCGACUCACCUAUGUCGAUCCUAUCACCAUACAUUUGACUCCCAUUCCCUCUACGUGUUUGGCGAAGACCUUCUCCGGCAAACUCUUUGUAAAAGGAUUAGCUAGGUUGUCUUCUGAUGCAAUCUUGGUGAUCUCAACUUCUCCUCUUGCCACAAUAUCUCUGAUAAGGUGGUAUUUGCGCUCUAUGUGUUUGCUUGCUCUAUGGGCUCGUGGUUCCCUUGAGUUUGCUACUGCACCACUGUUAUCACAGUACACGAUAAUAACACGUGGCAAACUCGGAAUCACUUCUAAGUCCACCAAGAAGUUUCUGAGCCUAACUGCCUCUUUCGCUGCCUCAGAGGCUGCGAUGUACUCGGCUUCCAUAGUGGAGUCUGCUACUCACUUCUGCUUAACACUCCUCCAUGAAAUGGCUCCACCUCCCAAGAAAGCUGGCGUCACGGCGAAGUCAACGGCGUUGACCGGUCGGAAAACAGAGUUUCCACGCGCUCUCACGCGCGCGUGUGAGUCCCAGCAGCAGCGAACUUCCGGCGGCGCGUGCGGCGGCUGCUGGCGGCGAUCUCGACGGCGAUCUCUCCGACUCGUCGUCCUGGUCGUCGUGGUAUGGUCACUUGCUGGUUUUG
Molecule: messenger RNA, 765 nt
Organism: Striga hermonthica
Lineage: Eukaryota; Viridiplantae; Streptophyta; Magnoliopsida; Lamiales; Orobanchaceae
Source: the annotation of a GenBank genome assembly